UUACCUGGCGUGUAUAUACGGUUUAUUUUUCCGGAUAAUGUCAUCAUUUUGAUAAGAUAUAGUAAUUUUAGCAAUGAGGAAUUAAUGGAUGAGAAAGAUUUUGUUGGUGUGAUGGCUGUCUGUGUGCUCCAAUUCUUUCUUGUUUUGUCUGUUUCAAUGACCAACUCCUUCUCCAAUGCUCAAAGUGUCCGUGACCCUUGUCAUCACUCAGUGACCCAUCCAGGUGAGGGCCACAUCAUUGGAAAGAGGUCAGCGGAGGACCCGGGAACCCCGCAUGGAAAGGUUAUCAACUGUACAACAUCAGUUCCAUCGUCCAUAGCAAAAAGCACUGACGUUGCUAGCCACACCAUUCCAGUUCAUAGCCCAGUUGAAUAUACUGGUUCACAGACAAUAUCUCUAGCAACUGCAACAUUACCUACCUUGCAAGUUUAUGAAAAAACGGCAAUUUUGGCAUCAAGUGAGAGGUCCUCAGAUACCACAGUACACGAUGUAUCCAGGUCUUCAAUGGGAGCAAAGGAAACAAGAACAGUUCAAAUGAAAACAUCUUUUGGACAAUCACAGACCACAGAAGCAACCGUAACUUCGUCACUGGGGACACAGCUGACUACAAGAAAAACAACAAUCUCAUCAGCACCACCAACAACAAGAAAAACAACAGGUUUAUUACAUACUUUGACGUCUAGUAAACACUCAACAGUGACCACAAGAUUAACUACAAUUCAAGUAGCAGUGUCCAGCAAGGAUACCUCAGACAGUUUUGACCACGAGUUAGCCAUCAUCUUUGGGUCAAUGUUAGGAAUAAUGGUGUUGGGUUUGUUCUGUUUUGGGGUAUUUAGAUGUUACGGGAGGGAGAAAACGGAAUUCAUGAAAACGCAGAAUAAUUAUUCCAACAAAUUGUAA
Molecule: messenger RNA, 900 nt
Organism: Saccostrea cuccullata (small rock oyster)
Lineage: Eukaryota; Metazoa; Mollusca; Bivalvia; Ostreida; Ostreidae
Exons: 3
Coding region: 85-900 (271 amino acids)
Source: RefSeq, a predicted model, not a curated record